CCCGUGCCCCCUGCAUUGGAAGGGUGGAGUUUUAAUCACUUGACUUCCAGGGAAGUCUUGAUUUGUUCUUAACUCACAGAAUCUGUGACUUAUAUAAUGAGUCAUGUUUCUUUCCUUUCACUGGCUAAUGGGUAGCUUGGUGCUAGAUUUGUGGCCUGCCAUCCCCAGUAUAUAUAUUAUAGCACAUAUUUUUGAUUUGUAGGCCUUCCAUGGCAUAUAAAGAGAGAUUGCUUGUAGAAUGCCACACAGAAAUUAAAAUGUAUCAACGUAAGUAAAUCUCAAAAGAUCUGUGUAUCUCAACACAAGUGAAUCUCAAACAUGUGGUGUUGAAUGAAGAAGGCAGGUUGCAGAAUGGUAUCUACAGCAUGAUGGCACUUAAUAUAAAAUUUUAAAACAUGUAAAUAAUACUAUAUAUGGCUUGUGGAUACACAUACAUGUAAUGCUAGUACUAAAGAGAUGUGGGAUAAUCACCAAUUCAGGAUAGCUGUUUUUUAUGAGAGGGAGGGUAUUGAUAUGUUGUGGGGGUAUCAACUCUCUAUAGUGUUUUAUUUCUUUAAAGAAAUUUGAACCAGAGACAGCAUAAUAUUCAGAUUUAUUAAAGCUGGAUAGUGGUUACACGGGCCUUCAGAGUAACAUUCACCACACUUUGCUGACUAUCUGAAUUAUUUCAUAAUAGGAAAAAAAAGAAGCAGAAAAGCCCUCCCUGCCUUCAGCAAGUAACUGCUCUUGUUCUUAACCCUUGAAGUCUUUCCUCCUUCUGACAGCAGCUCUGGAGCUUCAGCAAGGCCUCCAGGCAGGGGACUAAUCUUGUGUUCUUUGAAAUGCCCUUUCACAGGCUAAGGAAAAGGAUUUCAAGCAUUUUAAUUCAGUGAUUUACAUCAAUGCCUCAGAAAACCUGCUUCCUCUAGAGGCAUUUCACACGUUUCCAAUCUUAAAGGAACUGGAGCUUGCAUUUAACGGCAUCAAAACAGUCUAUGUGAAAUACGGAGACUUUAAGUCCUUGGAAGUAAGUUGGAGUUCCUGGACCUUUCCUUCAACAGCCUGACGGCGGAGGCCAUCUGUGACCUGGGGAUUCUGCCACAUCUCCGUGUCCUGCUCCUCACAGGCAAUGGCCUCACCUCUCUGCCACCCAGUUUGGCUGUCGCAGAACAGUCUUUGUGCACACAGGGAGGCAUCUGUCACAUCGCUGACCACCAAGAGGUACAUCCUGAGGUUCCCAGCGCUGGAGACACUGAUGCUGGAUGACAACAAACUCUCCAACCCCAACUGUUUUGUCAGCCUGGCCGGGCUCAGGAGACUGAAGAAGUUAAGCCUGGACCAAAACAGGAUUUUCCGGAUCCCGUACCUACAGCAGGUUCAGCUCCGAGAUGGGUCUGGAGACUGGGUUGGAGGCAGGGGGAGUCCCCGGAAACAGCCCCAAUCCAUGCUGCAGCCCAAGUCGUGGAUAUAUGAGGCCUCAGAUGACCAGCCGGAUUAUACUAUACUGCCCAUGAAAAAGGAUGUUGACCGGACAGAGGUCGUGUUCUCAUCUUAUCCUGGAUUUUCAACCUCAGAGACGACCAAGGUAUGUGCACUUCCGCCCAUAUUUGAGAUUCUUCCUGUGAAGUCACUGAAGGCGAGGAACCAGACGCUGGCCCCGCCCUUCCCAGAGCUGAGGUACCUUAGCCUGGCCUACAACAAGAUUGCAAAGGAAGAUGCCAUCCUGCCAGUAGCUCUCUUCCCAUCUCUCUGUGAGCUCAUCUUUCACAACAACCCUCUGGUGACCCAUACUCGAGGGGUCCCACCACUACUAAAAAGCUUUCUCCAGGAGCGGCUGGGAAUCCACUUAAUUCGAAGGAAGAUAGUAAAGGCUAAGCAUCAUAUUUUGAUGCCUCGGAAGGACUCUCGGAAGGUGAAAAAUCAAGUUCCCAAGGUGCCAAAGCAGCCUAUGAUUCUCCCUCACCCAUCCUUGAUGAUCAAGUCUCCCUCAAAGGAGAUGCUGGAGUCAGAGGCAGAGCUGACUAAGGAGCCGCCUGCCACCAAAACCAUUUCUGUGGAGCGAGAGAUGCCCAUCGAGGGCCUGGGGGGCCUUCCCAUGCCCCACCGGACCUUCGUGCCACUGCCUCCCAUUUGCUCCAACUCCACUGUGCAUAGUGAGGAGACGUCCCACCGGAGCGAUGCUGCUGGCCGCCUCAGCCCAGACCACCUGUCAGAUGAGGACACCAAGAGCACAGAAUCCAUCUUCUUGACCCAGGUCAGUGGGUUAUCUUCCUCCAUCUUCCGGAGGGAUGAUUCAGAGACAAAGGAGAAAGACCAAAGACCACCAUCCACAGCACCCAGAGAGGCCAAGAGUACUCAGAAACCCCCAUCUGCCUCUUGCCCCAGGAAGUACCGUGGCUAUGAGGAGCUGCUGACAGCCAAGCCUGACCCCACCUUCAUUGAGCCAAAAGGAAUCCAGAAGAAUGCACAGGCCUUGCAGCACAUGUUGAAAUACCCGCUCGUGUACCGCUCCAGCAAGCCCAGGCUGGAUACUCUGCAGAAACACUAUGUUCCCAAGGAGAAGCGGACCCAGAGGAUCCCUAUUCCGCCCCCACGGAAGACUCGAGCCCAGCUGCUGGAUGACAUCCUCAUUCGCAUGCGGGACACCCAGAACAUCACAGAGGCGCCACUAGGAGCUGUGCUGCGCCAGCGGACAGAGCGGCGGCUGGUGAACCAGAAGCAGUUCCUGGAGGCCAAAAAGCUGCUGAAGGAGUUCCGUGCGCGCUACCGGCGGCUGGUGCGCUGCUCGCUGCGGUCAGUGUUUGGGACCACAGCGCCGCCCCAGGCCCGCCCAGCACUGAGCGGGAGCCAGCCUAAGUUGGGCCACUUCCUGGAAUUCAUGGAUGAAUUCUGCCAGGAGCCCACAGCCAGUGACUUGAAAGGCUAGGGCUGUGCACAGUGCCACGGGUGCCAACUAGCCUGUGCCCUGCGCCCUUCACAAGGGUGCCACACCCUCGACCGCUCCUUGGGACGAGUUCGGGUCUCCAAGCUCUCCUCAGCCUUGCUUGCUGGCCACAGAGAGUGGUGAGCUGGUCAGGACCUCCCCUUCCUGGGCCAGGCAGGAACCAGCACCUUGUCCAACAGCAAUAAAGAGUGAGUGCAUAGAGCAAGGUAGCCCUCAUUCCUUUUUGGAGCCUGGGCCAGGUCAUUUCAUUGUGGGAAAGAAACCCCAGCUGAUACACAUCCUUAAGAGUCCCAUGGGAAACCUGCCUGAGUCACACAGGUGGUAACACUGUAAUCCCUCAGAGCUGGGGUAAGCACUGAGACACAAAACGGUUGCUGAAAGAGAGAAGCAGCACAGAAGCUAAGGCUCAGAGAGGUUAACUUGCCCACAGCCAGAUGUGUGCACGCCAGCCAAGUGUGUGCGCGAGGGGGGACAGGUCCAAUAAUGUGUGUCUGUGUUGGGAGCAGGGCUCAGGUGCAGAACUGAGCCAGGACCUUGAAAUCCUUGAGGUUCUCUCUACCAGGUCACCUUUUCCACUGUGAUGGCAAAUGGAAGGGAGAAGAGAGGACUGGGGAUUUCCUUGUUACAUGGACAUCACCACAAAGUUGGGACAAGUUGAGGGAAGGGCUUACAUGGAGUUUCCCAAGGUCUUCUAAUCCAGGAUGCAAACCAAAGUCCCAUGUGCAAAUACAGUGGGAUGUGACUCUAAAACUGGACUGUGGACUGUGCAGGGUCAGCCUGGACGCAGGGUAAGCAGGCUAGUUCUGGUCAAGGCAGCUGAAAGGGCUGCUCCAUUACUGUGCAAGCACAGUACUCCGCACCUACUGCAGAGGAGGGUCAGGAGGCAGCCACUGGGGCUGAAUUCUGGAGAGUGCACUUGGGGAUGGACACUGGGCGUGACCUAGUCACCUAGCCAAUGAUUGCUCCUUGGAUUGCUCUCCUGGAGGUGCCUACAAGCCAGACCUGGGGCAGGCCUGUAGUUCCCAGGGUCCAGGAAGCAGUGGCAUAGAAAUGAAGGAUCCACAGCAAAGCACAAAGUCUCACAACCUAAGGUGUAAUUAAGGCAAUUACAGAAGUAGUCUGGUUGCCACAGAUCUGUGGUGCAGUAUCUGCUGUAUCUUGAGUGUGAGACUAUUAGGACACAAGUGUUCGCAUGUUAUCAUACUCAACCACAGCCACAGACAGGGGGCCAGAUACAUAUUUACACCAAGCUGUGUCAUACCAGACAUACACAUUCAAGUUCAGACAGUCUCAUGCACGAUCACACACAUUCUCAUAGACAUACCAAGUUACGAAGUCAGUUACAUCUCACUCACACAGGCACCUGGACCAAUUCAGGUAAUACCUACAGUGCUACCCUCCAUGGCACUCCUGUGCUGGGGCCUGUUGUUGAAUUGCCACAUUGGAUCGCCCAGGCCCAAAACCACCCUUCUGCUAACCUUAGGAAAGAGAAUCCACCCCAACAUUCACGCUGUAAACCUCACUAGGUUCGAAUUCAGGAGAUCUGGGAUGCUCCCUUCAGCCAGAAACACCUAUCAAACCAUAAGCUCACAGGCCUGAAAGGCUCCUGAGAACAUGCUGUCCCAGCUUCAAGGCAGGAAGUCUCUUGCCAUCUCCCCAGGAGACCACUGUUUGUGCUUGCACAUCUAGUGACAGGAAGCUCAUUCCCUCCAAACGCUGUUCCUUCCUUUGUUGGGAAAACUAUUGGAUGGCUCAAGUCAUCAGGCUAAGCAUCUGCCCAAGUCCCUCAGUAAUCCUAACUCUGCUUUUUGGCCCAGAGCAUAUCUACCCUCUCUGCCCAGUCAGGCCAGUCCUUUACCUGUAUGAGACUAUCCUGAAGCGGUUAUACUUAUCUAGAUCAGAUGCUCUUACCUUUCUGUUAUUCCACAUGGAUACCAUCUGAAUAAACUGGUUUUCCUAUAAUUUUGAAUGCUGAAGCAAGACAUUCCAAUAUGGGGCAUCUUCUAGAGCAAAAAUGGCACCAGAACUCAUAUACAGUCUACACUUAGCUCAGAUUUGCUUGAGAUUGCUCUCCAGAGAUAAGACUUUGACCAGAAACAGAACAUUCAUGAGUUUGCUUUACUGUAUUCUCAACUUGGGCCUCUCCUCAGCCUGGCAAACCUACAUUGAGGAAUGCACUUUAGUACUGUUCAAAUAACGCAUCAUCCCAUUUGGUCUUGUGUGGGCAGAAGCAUUCCUGAUAGGCAUGCUCUGAGUCCUCUUUGUCAGAAUGCUCUUUUUGAAGAGUUGGAGAGGAGGCACCUAGCAGGGGCACUGCCAAGGAUCAAGGCCCCUUCUGUGCUCUACUGCAGACAGCAGGUUGAAUAAAACCAAAAUCCAAACCAUUUUCUUUCUGGGUAGAAGGGGAUAAGGCCUUAAGGAUAACUGU
Messenger RNA from Dama dama (fallow deer), 5351 nucleotides. RefSeq names its product X-ray radiation resistance associated 1 (gene XRRA1). Bases 1109 to 2905 code for a protein of 598 amino acids. Gene Ontology annotation, cellular component: nucleus. The record is from RefSeq and is a predicted model, not a curated record. The transcript has 14 exons. Lineage: Eukaryota; Metazoa; Chordata; Mammalia; Artiodactyla; Cervidae. Gene Ontology annotation, molecular function: protein binding.